Chironomus riparius is the source of this 1184-nucleotide messenger RNA. NCBI's taxonomy places the organism in Eukaryota, Metazoa, Arthropoda, Insecta, Diptera, Chironomidae. The record is from the annotation of a GenBank genome assembly.
UGUCGACAGUCCCCUUGAUGAAAAGAGAUAGUAAUAGUGGACUGAGUUUUCUUCAUAAAAAAAUUAGAGUUGAUUCUUAUCGACAUUUUUAGAUAAUCUAUUGGAUUUUAAAUCAAUUUGUGCUGAUUACCUUACAAUAUAGGAUAGUAUAAACGUGAUUUGAUCCUUAUAUUAGAUAUUUCAUUUCCUCUUCAGUUUAUUUCAUUUUGAUUUCGUCACAAACAACUUUAUCAGAACCUUUGGAAAACUUAACAAUUUUUAAGAGAAAAAAAAAAGAAAUUAAAAAUGGCAAAUAAUCAACGCGGUGGUGGAAUCCAACGUCCAAAUGGAGCAACACAAAAUAAAAUUUGCCAAUUUAAAUUGGUGCUUUUGGGUGAAUCGGCAGUCGGAAAAUCAUCACUAGUGCUAAGGUUUGUGAAGGGUCAAUUUCAUGAAUAUCAAGAGAGUACUAUUGGCGCCGCAUUUUUAACUCAAACUGUGCAUAUUGAAGAAACAGCUGUCAAGUUUGAAAUAUGGGAUACUGCGGGACAAGAGAGAUAUCACAGUUUAGCACCAAUGUACUAUCGUGGAGCGCAGGCUGCUAUUGUAGUUUAUGACAUACAAAACCAGGACAGUUUUGUUCGUGCUCAGACGUGGGUUAAGGAACUCCAAAGACAGGCAUCGCCCAAUAUUGUUAUUGCUUUGGCCGGCAACAAGGCUGAUUUAGCAGCAAGUCGAGCAGUUGACUAUGAGGAAGCAAAACAAUACGCUGACGAAAACGGUUUACUUUUCAUGGAAACAUCUGCAAAGACAGCAGUUAAUGUGAAUGAGAUAUUUUUAGCAAUAGCGAAAAAACUACCCAAGAAUGAGGGAACUGGGCCACAACAAAAUAUACGUCCGAGCGGUAACGAAACGAAUAGAACAUCAGGGAACUGUUGCAGCAAGUGAUGUUCUGGCACUGAAGGUGACUUAUUAUUUUAUUUUUAAUGCACAGCUAAAAAGGUUUAUGAGAGAUAUAAAAUUUUAAAAAUAAUAAGAACUUACUCAAUAAUACAAAGUUCACACUGAUCUUAAUAAUUCCUCAAUUUAUAUUAUUUUUUCAUCUGUGUAAUUAUCAGAGGCAUAGCCAGAAAUUCGAAGGGAUGAGAGGAGGAAUUUUAUAAUUUUUUCAUAAAAAAUCUCAAAAAAAUAAAAUUUCUGUUGAC